AUGCUCCAUUUCCAUUCGUCCCCUCCUGUGCACUCAGGUGAACGAUUGUCAUUCCUUGUCGCUUCUCCCCUCCCCCUAUCCCACCGCCCCUCUUCCCCCAGUUGCUAUUUUGUUCCCCCUUUCCCUGCUGCCGUUUAUCCCCUUCCCCAUGUGGCCCGCCUUUUCCUGCUGCUGCCACUCCUCCCUCCCCUGCUCCUCCACACCUCACUGCACAGGCGCACGCCUUGCAUUAGGCUCGCCCAAUCAGCCAUGGCUCGGAUGACUGCAGUGGCCACGCUGCUACCAGGGCUGCUUGUCGCCGCUGUUCUCGGCACUGCCAUCGCUGUCAUCACCAGGAUGACAGCCAAUGGCGUCGCUGCCUACCGUCAGCACACCCUUGCCCUCAACGUGCCUCUUCACUCUCUCCACACCCUGUCACGGGAUGCAAAUCAUCUACACCUGCUGUAUUCUGCCAUCACCACUCUCACCACCACGCUCAUGGCACUGCUGUGGGGGAUGGGCGUGACCCACACGCAAGUCAGAGCAUGGGUGCAUCAGCAGGGCUUGGCUGUGACGGCUGGGCUGAAGAGUGCAAGCAAGUUUGUCCUGCAGCUACCUUGCAGUUCCCUUUUCUUUCUUUACUUCCUCGUUUUCUCGCAAGGCUGCACCUGUAAUUUCUCUCACCUAAUCUCCCAAUGUUUCCUUUUCAAUGUCUCCUGCCAUGUGCACCCGCGUGCUGCCAUCACUCCAUUCGUGCUGCCAUCACUCCAUUCGUGCUGCCAUCACUCCAUUCGUGCUGCCAUCACUCCAUUCGUGCUGCCAUCACUCCAUUUGUGCUGCCAUCACUCCAUUCGUGCUGCCAUCAUUCCAUUCGUGCUGCCAUCAUUCCAUUCGUGCUGCCAUCAUUCCAUGUGCAUUCGUGCUGCGAUCUGUAGGACACGUGUCACUUCCACGAUGCUGGGAUGGAUGAGGAGAGUGGGUGAGGCUGUUGCGACUGUCAUGGCGAGUAUGGUCGGAGCACACGAGUGGAAGGAGGCGAUGGAGAUGAGGGUCAGUGCACUUGGCAUGCAGCUGGAGGAGACAAGGAGGGAGUUGGCAGCAGCCAGGAGGGAGGUCAUUGCAGUGAAAGGGGAGUUUGCUGCAGUGAAAGAUGAGACGGAAGCGGGAAUGAGGGGCCUUGGCGUGCAGCUAGAAGAGACAGGGAAGGAGUUGGCAGCAGCCAGGGGGGAGGUCGCUGCAGUGAAAGAGGAGUUUGUCGCAGUGAAAGAUGAGACGGAAGCGGGAAUUAGGGGCCUUGGCGUGCAGCUAGAAGAGACAAGGAGGGAGGUGGCGGAGGUUGAGAGGAGAAGGACAGUGGAGAUGAGGGAGAUGAGAGGGCAGGUAGAGGAGAGGGAGAGGGAGCUGACCGCAGAAUUGGCUGCAGUUAAGGUCGAGUUGGCUACAAUCCAAGGGGCAGUGGCCGAACACAAGCAGUCAAGUGCAUUGCAGCUGGAGGAGGCCGAGAGGAGGCGAGUGUCGGAGAUGCGGGGGCAGGUGGAGGAGAGGGAGAGAGAGCUGGCUGCAGUGAAGGCAGAGCUGGCUGCACACAAGGAGGAUAUGAAAGAGAAAUGGGAUGUGGCAGAGAGAAAAAGGCAAUCUGAUUUGAGAGAGCUGACAGAGGAGGCCAGAAAGAAAGAGGAUGAGAUGAGAAAGGAGUUGGCAAGGGAGAGGGAGGAGAGGAGGACGGAGGUGCAAGAUGUUGAGACGAGAGGAGCAGCAGAGCUGAGAGAGCAGGUGGAGAAGAGAGAAGGGGAGCUGGCUGCACUGAAGAGGGAGCUGGCUGAAAAGAAGAGAAUUCUGGAUGCUCUCAUGACGCUGGAUGCUUUACAGAAACUCAUCCAGAGUGACGACGAUCAGGAGACUGCAUGGAAGGUGAGUGCUGAGUGA
Messenger RNA from Closterium sp. NIES-65, 1905 nucleotides. Lineage: Eukaryota; Viridiplantae; Streptophyta; Zygnematophyceae; Desmidiales; Closteriaceae. The record is from the annotation of a GenBank genome assembly.